Messenger RNA from Podospora anserina S mat+, 1386 nucleotides. RefSeq lists its product as uncharacterized. Lineage: Eukaryota; Fungi; Ascomycota; Sordariomycetes; Sordariales; Podosporaceae. Gene Ontology annotation, cellular component: nucleus. The coding region runs from base 1 to 1386 and encodes 461 amino acids. The record is from RefSeq and is a predicted model, not a curated record. The transcript is spliced from 2 exons.
AUGGCGCCAAAGAAGGUGGCAGACAAGACAAUUGCCGCCGAGCUGACAAGUGUGGUCGACCAAAUCUACAAUGGUCCCGACCGCGACAAGCUCUCCGUCAAUUACGCCCGCGAACUGGUCGAGGAGAAACUUGGUCUGGACAAGGGCUUCUUGAAAGAGGGCCAGUGGAAGGCCAGGAGCAAAGAAAUCAUUCGCGCCGCUUUGAAUGUCGAAUCCGAACCUGAACCCUCCCCUCAGCCCCCGAAGCGCAAGGCGAAGCAGCAGCCAAAGAACGGUGCCCCCGCCAAGCGAGCAAAGAAAAGCCCCUCCCCCGCCCCAGAGGCAGACGUGCCUUCUGAGUCCGGCGACGUCGACGAUGCCAGUGAAGCCUCGGAGCAGCCGGCCAAGAAACGGAAGCUCGCGAAGCCGUCCAAGAAGAGGAGGGUAGUUUCGGACGACGAUGACGAAGCCAGCGACGCAAGCGCCAAGGAACCAGAACCUGCCAAGAAGAAAGCUCAGAAAGACAGGGAAGAGAUGCCUGCAAAAGGCGAUGCGACAGUCACAGCGAAGGACGAUUCGAGUGAGCUCUCUGAAAUUAAGAGUGUGCCGGAGAGCGCCGACAAGAUUCCAGACAGCGACGACGAAUUGUCCGACGUGAUCGACGAACCGCCGAAAAGGAAACAAAAAGCACAAGCCAAGCCCAAGGCAGCCGAGAAGCCUAAACCUGUGGUUGUCGCAAAAGAGGAUGGCAAUGAGUCCUCUAGUUCCCUCUCAUCUGUUAUCGAUGAUGGACCUCCAAUCAAGCGCAAGGGAAAGGGCUCCGCAGCACCGAAAGCCCCAGCAGCGCGUAAGACCAAGGCGGCAGCUACCGAGGCCUCACCGGAUGAAGCUACGAUCAAGCAACUGCAGGGUCAACUUUUAAAGUGCGGCGUCCGUAAAGUCUGGGCGUUUGAGUUCAAGAAAGGCGGACAGACGACACCCAAGGCCAAGAUCAACCGUCUCAAGGAGAUGCUUACUGAAAUCGGAAUGACUGGUCGCUUUUCAGAGGCCAGAGCUAAGGAGAUCAAGAUGCAGCGGGAGUUGAUGGCUGACCUGGACGCUGUUAAGCAGUGGGACCAGACCUUUGGUGUUGCUGAUGGCGGCCGGCGUUCGAGGCGAGGCGCUCCUGUCAAGAGCUUCAGGGAGCCUAGCAUCAGUGGCGAUGAUGAGGCUGAGAAUGAUGAUCAGGAAGAUGAAGAUGGUGAGGAGAGCGACGAGGAGGUCAGCGAUGCUGCCGAGUCCAGUGAGUCCAGCGAUGAUAAUGGCGCAAGCGAGGACAGUGAGGAGGAGGAGAAGCCAAAGAAAGGCAAGGGAAAGGGGGCCACCAAACGGAGGGCUGUAUCCGAUGAGGAGUGUGACUCGGACUAA